UUCCUCGUUUCCAACGCCAACAAACCAACCAACCAACCAAAAACGGCUGACACGCAGGACAGCAGCAGCGACCUUGUUGCAUUGAGCAUUGAUGUUGUGAGAGACCUGCCAGCUUCCAACACACACACACACACACACACACACACACACACACACACACACACGUAUACACACACGUAUACACACACAUACACGUAGCUCCUCUUUGCUGCACGAUCAGCAGCGGUAGAGAUGGAGCCACACAUCCCCACACGCGUAGUGGAUCGCAUCCAGGUGUCGCGAAACAAGUUCAGCUUCUCAAGCGCAGCCCCACCUCCCAGCUUCCUGCAAAAGUCCUCUGGCCGGAGGCAUCACAGAGAUGAAUCACCACAGCUGUAUGACUCCCAUGUUCCUCGCGGCUUGAGGAAGACAACGGUGCCACAGAUGCUCAACAGGGAUGGAAGGUUGCCGCCGUAUGAUCCCCUGAGUGACCCCCACCUCUCCGAUUACUUUGCGCGCAAGUUCGGCUGGACAGCGGCGGUGGAGCCGCCACGCAAGCGGCCCAUGCCAUAUGGCUCCGGGCCCACAUCCGCUACAUCUGCUCGGCGCCGUGGCGGUCCCGCCUACCCGGCAUCCUCCUCCUCCACAGGUACAAGACGGGGGAGGCCACACGCGCACCGGGGCACAAAGGGCGCUGGUCGGCCAACCGUCACCUACAGCGUUGAACUGCACACAUCAUCCCAGUCAAGCAAAGCCAGCAAAUCAGAGAAAUCCAUUCGGCUGAUUGGCACAAAGGGCAAGUCUGACAAGGUGCGGCUGGCGGGACCGGGUGUCCACUUCAAAGCUGGCAGCAAAGACAAAUUCCAGAUCACCUGCCCCUCCGUGGGACAGCUCACAAAGGUCGUGCUUGAGAACCACUGUCAGCACAAGAAGGAAGCGUGGAACGUGGGCCAAGUUGUGGUGAAGCGAAAGAGCAACAAGCCAAAGACAUGGCGCAUCCCAGCCCGCUGCUGGCUCAGCCAAUUUCACGGCGACGGAAAAACGAAGCGGACACUCCACGUGUCUGAGGGCGGCGGCGGUGACGGCUCAUCGACAUACGAUGUGGAGGUUUACACGGGUGACAAGUUUGGCGCCGGCACGGACGCGCGUGUGUAUGUGACGCUGAUCGGGGACAAAGGAACCUCACCCCGCAUCGAGCUGACGGGCAAAGGCGACCUGUUUGAGCGAGCACAGACAGACAGAUUCACCAUCGACACGCCUCGACUUGGCAAGCUGAAGCAGUGCCAUGUUGAGCACGACAACUCGGGCAUCUCGCCAGGCUGGCUGCUCGAUCGCAUUGUCGUCACGCACGCGCGUACGGGAAGCCGCUACGUGUUUCCUUGCAACGACUGGCUCUCACGCAAGAACGGCCUGUUCAAAGAGCUCUCGCCAGACAAGUCGUCCGGUUCGCGUGCGGGCAUGACCGAUUACGUCAUCCACACAUACACGGGCGAUCGACGUGGCGCCGGCACAGAUGCAACCGUUUCAAUCAUUCUCUUUGGAGAAAACGGCCAGACAGGCCCGCAUCGUCUCGACAACUCCCGCAAUAACUUUGAGCGCGGAAGAGAGGACCGGUUCACCGUCAACGCUCCAAACAUCGGCAAAUUGGAGCGGAUUCGCAUUUUCCACGACAACGGCGGCUUUGGUCCAGGAUGGUUCCUGGAUCGCGUGCGCAUUUUGAAUUCCGUCACCACCGAGGAGAUGGAGUUUCCCUGCAACAGGUGGCUCAGCAAGGACGAGGACGACGGAGAAAUCUCUCGCGAGCUCUUGCCAAUCGCGAUUUCCACAUUUGGCACUGUGCCAUACAAGCUUCUGGUUCGCACGGGCAACAAGGCUCUCGCUGGCACUUCCGCCAACGUCUACUGCAAGCUCAGCGGCAAGCGAGGGGAUACGGGCAAGAUUCCACUGAGCAACGACCGGCGCAACUUCACGCAGGGCCGCGCGGACAAUUUCGUGUUGGAUGCAGAAGAUCUUGGCAAGCUCACCGCCAUUGAGAUUGGACAUGACAACACGGGGCUCGGGCCUGGCUGGUACUGCGAGGAACUCGUGGUGGAGAAUCCAAUCAAGGGCAGGCGCUACACUGUGCCCGUCAACGAAUGGUUCUCAAUGGACGAGGGCGACGGUCGCGUUGCGCGGCGGUUUGAGCUGACGCGCGACAUGGUGACGCGCAUCCACAAGAAGAGCGUGUGGCUGUGCACGGUGAAGACGUCUGAUGUCCGUUUCGCCGGAACAGAUGCGAAUGUGUCUGUGCAGAUCUAUGGCGAGGACGGGCAGAGUGACAUCAUCCCACUCGGUAACAAGUCAGACAACUUUGAGCGGAACCAAGUUGAUGAGUUCAAGCUGGAGUUCUUUGACAUUGGCGUUCUGCGCAAGCUGCGCGUCUGGCACGACAACAAGGGUAUGGGUGCUGCGUGGCAUUUGGAGUCCAUCACUCUCCAGCACGUUGACUCCGGAGACGAGUACGUGUUUGAGUGCGGCCGCUGGCUUGCGCGCGAUGAGGACGACGGCGAAAUUGUCCGUGAGCUCGUGGCGACGGGAAAACGCGUCAAGACCACGCCCAUCCUCAUCGACUACGACGUGCACGUGUUCACGGGUCACAAGUUCAACGCCGGCACCGACGCCAAUGUGUACGUCACCAUGUACGGGUCCAAAGGCGACACCGGCAAGCGGGAGCUGCGCCGGUCCUCGACACACCGCAACAAAUUCAGGCGCGGAAAAGAGGACAUUUUCACCGUCAACGCCGUGGACCUUGGGGACCUGAGCAAGAUUGUGAUUGGACAUGACAACGCUGGCGCUGGUCCAGGCUGGUUCCUGGAGAAGGUGGACAUUUUGAAUCCUUCCACGGGCGACAUUGUGACGUUUCCGUGCCACCGCUGGUUCUGCAAGGAUGAGGACGACGGCCACAUUGAGCGGACACUGACUGUUCUCGGCGCAGACGGCAUGACGGACAGCACCAUCUCCUACAUCGUCCGUGUUGCAACCGGUGACGUGCGUGGUGCAGGCACAAACGCAGGCGUGUACCUGACGCUGUUCGGGGCAGACGGUGAUUCUGGACAGGUCCGCCUACACAAAUCAGAGACGUUCAAGGACCCCUUUGAACGCAAUCACGUGGAUGUGUUUCGAUUGGAGCUCACGGACUUGGGCGAGCUUCAACGGUGUAUUGUUGGCCACAACAACAAAGGUGCCGGCAGUGCGUGGUUCCUUGAUGACAUCACUGUUGAGGUGCCCUCGCUCGGCCGCACAUACAAGUUCCCCUGCAACCGCUGGCUCUCCAAGUCCGAUGAUGACGGUCUGACUGAGCGCGAGUUGUAUGCGGACAAAAGCGAGACGGUGGAGCACGAUGAGCACGCGAGCAUGCUCGUUCGCGUGCGCACCUCUGAUGUCUUUGGUGCAGGCACCGACGCAAAGGUGUUUAUCUCGAUUUACGGCGACAAGGGCAAGACUGAAGAGAUUUUGCUCAGCAACAAGUCCAACAACUUUGAGCGCAACAAAGUGGACGAGUUCAAGAUCACGUGUGCGGACGUGGGCAAAGUGGAGAAGAUUCGACUCGGCCACGACAACCGUGGCGUUGGCUCUGACUGGCACGUGCACUCUGUUGAGCUGCACGACUUGAAGGAGUCCAUCAUCUACACGUGUCUGAUUGAGCAGUGGUUGAAGAAGACCAAAGGCAGCAAGCGCGUUGUCAUUGAGGCGCCCGUGACAAAGGUUGAGGAGGUUGAGGAUGGACAGCGCAACGUGUUGGAGCAGAGCACACGCGACGAAUGCAUGGUGCCGUAUUCCGUUGCCGUGCACACGAGUGAUGUGUUUGGCGCCGGCACGGACGCGAAUGUCUUCAUCAUCCUAUAUGGCGAGAACGGCGAUACGGGCGAACGCCACCUCAACCACUCUUCAACACAUAUGAACAAGUUUGAGCGCGGCAACGUGGACGUGUUUGAGGUGCCUGCUGUCAACUUGGGCGCCCUGAAGCGGCUGCGUGUGUGGCACGACAACCGUGGCGGCGGCGCUGCCUGGCACCUGAACAAGGUGGUUGUGACUGACCCCGGUGACGAUGGAAAGGAGUACACGUUCAUGUGUGACGAGUGGCUCUCGCGCUCACACGCCGACAAGAAGACGUCACGCGAGCUUGGCGUGCAAGAAGAUGUUCCCGAGGAGUUGCGAACAAAGGCCGUCACCACCACGUACAACGUCGCCGUGCACACAGCAGACAAACGGUAUGCUGGGACGGACGCAAACGUAUACAUUUGCUUAUACGGCGAGAAGGGCGACACAGGCAAAGUCCCGCUCACCGACUCUCUUACACACCGCAACAAGUGGGAGCGCGGGAAUGUGGACAAGUUCAAGGUUGAAGCGGUUGACAUUGGAGAGCUUCAAAAGAUCUUGAUUGGGCACGACGGGUCUGGUCCCGGUGCGGGCUGGUGUCUCGAUAAGGUUGAGAUUGACUGCCCACUGCUUGGACGCUCGUGGGUGUUCAACUCGGGCGAGUGGCUGGACAAAUCCUCCGGUGACGGCUCGCUGGAACGCGUGCUCAUGCCGAGCGAAGACGACACGCAAGAGUACGAUGCCAAGGUCCCGUAUGAGGUUGUUGUUCGCACGUCGGACAUUAAGGGUGCUGGCACCGACUCACGCGUGUUUAUGGAAGUGUACGGGCACACGAAAGACGGCGAGGACAAGAGCUGUCGCUACGAGUUCCCAACAGAGAAGCGGCUCUUUGAGCGUGGCAGCGUCGAUCGGUUCAACAUUGAGUUGGAUGACGUGGGCACGCCGUUCAAGAUCCGCAUUGGUCACGACAACCGCGGCAUGUUCUCUCGCUGGCACCUCGACAGCGUCACGCUCAUCAACCAGAACACAAAAGAGGCAUUUGAGCUGCCGUGUGGCGAGUGGUUUGGCAAAGGUGGCGACGACAAGCUUGUGCGUGAGCUCCCUGUCGCCGAAAGCAAGGGCCUGUCACGAAAGGGAACAGUCGUGAGUCGUGGCUCUGCGGCGCUGCGUCAAGUUGACUACACCAUCCGCGUCUUCACUGGCGAUGUGUCUGGAGCCGGCACAGAUGCAGGUGUUUCGAUCAUUGUGUAUGGCGAGAACGGCGACACUGGCGAGAUCAAGCUUGCCAAGAGCGAGACGUAUCGUGACAAAUUUGAGCGGAACCACGAGGAUGUGUUCCGGCACAGCUGCGUGGACUUGGGCGAGCUGAAGCGAAUCAAGAUCUGGCACGACGGGAAAGGGCUCCUCAAGUCGUCGUCGUGGUACCUUGACCGUGUGGAAGUGAGCGACGACACGAACAACACCACCGUGUUCGUGUGCGACAACUGGCUGUCUAAGAAGCACGGCGAUAAGGCAAUUGAGCGCGAAAUCGACGCGUUUGUCGACCCGUCUGUUGCGCAGGCGCGCGCACAGGACUUGGAGCGCAAAGCGAAGAAGUUGGAGCAGCGCGCACGCUCAGCAUCAACCAAAGGCGCACCGUCACCGCUUAUGUCGCGGAAGAAGAAGAAGGAGCUCAAGGGCCUGCAGGAGAGCGCAGAUGCGGCGCGGGCAGAGGCGGAUGCAGCCGCAGACAAGGCGAAGAGGGCGCUGGCGGGGCCGGGCGCUGCUGAGGUUGACUACGUAAUCACCAUCAGGACAGCAGAGGAGAACAAGGGAUCAUCGACCAAGGACAAGGACAAGAAGAAGAAGACAAAGAGGAGCAGAAACAGGACAGGCAGCGGCGACAGUGAGGAGGAUGAGGAGGAUGAAGGGGAUGACACGCGUGGCGCUGAGAAGAAGGAGGCCACAAAGACGCCCAAGCACGUGUAUGUGGAGGUGUAUGGCGAGAAAGCAGCUCAGCAAACGGCCGCGCUGUCUGCGUCUGCCUCACCCAUGCAGAGCAAGCGACGACCUCGCUCCAUCUCCAACGCAUCUGUGUCGUCAACACCACCACCACGGUCGCCCCUGUCGAACGAGAGCAUGCCCACGUCCACGGGCCGGCUUGUGCUGCGUGUGGACGAGGGAGCGUUUGCCGCCGGGAGCGAAGAGACCAUCACGGUGCGCGGGGUUGAUGUGGGGCGCAUCACCAAGCUGAAGGUUGGGUUUGAGAUGGACGAUGCAGAGGAGAGCGAAGCAGAGGAAGACAAAGAGGAGGAUGAGGAGGAUGAGGACGAGGACGAGGAAGAGAAGAAGAAGAAGAAGAAGGAAGAGCAGAGGAAGAAGAGGGCCGCAUCUGCGAGCUCACGUCGAUCACGCCGACGAAAGCGUGGCAGCGAUGACGACGAGGAGGAGGAUGAUGAGAGCGAUGAAGAAGACGACAGCGAUGAUGAUGAUGAUGAUGAUGAUGAUGAUGAUGACGAGAAGAAGAAGAAGCGUCCACCGACUGCCUCUCGCCGCGCUGCUGAACGCAAGAAGGAAAAGGAGCAAAAGGAGAAGGAAGAAAAAGAGAAGGAAGAGAAGGAGAAAGCAAGGCAGGAGAAGCGGAGAAAGGCGAGGGAGCGUGAGCGUCAGCGCAACAAGAAGCGCGCAGCUGUGUCGCCGUUUGUGUGGCGGUUGGAGUCCGUGGUGGUGAAGGUGCCGGCCAAGGGAGAGCGGGCCGUGUUUGAGCGCAGCAAGGAGAAGUGGGUUCGUGCCAAGAAUAACCCCAACAACCGGCACCUGCUGUUGCCCUUGACAACUCUGGAUGAGCUGAACAAAAUGGUGGACUAUGAGCUGAUUGUCAAGACUGGCGACAAGAUGGGCGCUGGCACGUCCGCUGACAGCAUCCAGUUUGUGGUGUGCGGCGAGAAGGGCACAACCGAUACCAUUCGCCCUGCGGCAACGCACAGUUUUGACCGCAACAGCACCGUGCACAUGAACGUGCGCGAGCGAGACGUGGGGCUCGUGUCCAGCCUUCGCGUGAAGCAUCGCAGCCGUGGCCUGGGCGGUGCGUGGUUUCUCGACCGCAUCACGCUGCGCUGCCCGGAGAAGAACCUGGAGGCGACGUUUGUGUACGAGGCGUGGCUCAAGGCCAAGGAGGAGGAGCACGAUCUUCUUCCGCGCGAGCACGAUGACGGUGAUGAUGUGUCGAUGGCAGUCAGCUUGACCGGCAAUGGCGACGACGAUGACACGGCGUCUGUUGGCUCGCAGGCACUGCUCGGUCGCUCCACGGGCACCGUCAAGCUUCAGCUCAAGUCUUACAAGGUGUACGUGAAGACGGGCAAUGUCUCUGGCGCGGGCACAGAUGCGAACGUGAGCCUGGUGCUGUUUGGCGUGCGCGGCGAGUCACGCACGCUCAAGCUGACAAAGUCGGAAACGCACCGCGACAAGUUUGAGCGCGGGCACACGGAUGUGUUUGAGGUUGAGGUGCCGGACUUGGGCCAGCUGACGCGGUGUCGCAUCUGGCACGACAGCGCACGCCUGUACCCGUCGUGGUUCCUGGAGGAGGUGUCUGUGGUGGAGGUGGACACGCAGUCGUCGUAUGUGUUUCCCUGCUACAAGUGGCUGAGCAAGAGCAAAGCAGACAAGCAGGUGGUGCGGGAGCUGCUGUGUGCCGACGCAGACUACCGCGCGCGCACCGGCACGUACAAGGUGACAAUCCACACAGCAGACACCGACGAUGCGGCAACAACAGCGCAGGUGAUGGUGACGCUGAUUGGCGAGGGCGAGCGACGCCAUGCGCUCGUGCUGCCGUCGGUUUCCGGACAGCACUUCCAGCGUGGGGCUGUGGAUGACUUUGUGUUUGAGGACAUCCCACUUGUCGGAAGCGUGCGCGGGUGUGUGUUGGAGCUGUUUCCACCAGAGGGCAAGCGCAAGGUGGUGCCGUGGCGCGUUGACCACGUGGAGGUGGCUGAGCUGAGCUCGGGCGACUCUGUCACGCUGUUUAACACGCAGAAGAAGAAGACGAAGAUUGAAGAGGUUGCCACGUUCAAGACGAAAGACGCCCUCAACCGUGCAGACACGGAGCGCAGCGUGCAGGCUGUGCAAUACGAGGUGCACGUGUUCACGGGCGACAUUCGCGGCGCUGGCACCGAUGCGAAUGUGUUCAUGACGCUGUAUGGCGAGAACGGGAACACGGGCGAGCGGGAGCUGACGCGAUCGAAGACUUACAGCAACAAGUUUGAGCGCAAGCACGAGGAUGUCUUCGACGUUGACGCUGUCGAUCUUGGCGCCCUCACCAAGCUGUCAAUUCGGCAUGACAACUGGGGGCUUGGCGGGGACUGGUUUCUUGACCGCAUUGAGGUGUUGAAUCCCAUCACCAACACCACCACCACGUUCCCUUGCUCCGAGUGGCUCAGCAAGAAGCGCGGCCUCUCCCGUGACCUCACACCAGCAUAAACAUGUUGCAUGUGUGUAGUGUGCAGUGAGCGGGUGGGUGAGUGGGUGAGUGGGUGAGUGUGUAAUUGAGAGAGAGAGAGAGUGUGUGUGUG
Molecule: messenger RNA, 8384 nt
Organism: Salpingoeca rosetta
Lineage: Eukaryota; Choanoflagellata; Craspedida; Salpingoecidae
Exons: 37
Coding region: 232-8292 (2686 amino acids)
Molecular function (GO): protein binding
Source: RefSeq, a predicted model, not a curated record